UUGAGUUUCCAAUGGCUAAUCCAUAUGGCCAAGGUUCUACUACCUUUGCCCCAACUAUCAAUGGCUUUGCCACAACUAUCAAUGGCUUUGCCACAACUAUCAAUGGAGCAGCCACCUUAAUCAUUUUGGUUCUUACUCUACUCAUCGUCCUCCAUACUCUCCGGUGCAUCAAUGAAAAACGUCUCCAGCGACACUACAUGAGGCACAGCAGCGGCGGCGACCAACCACAAUCUCAGCUGUUCAUUGCCAUUGGAGGAGCCACACUACAAUUCCCCUCACUUGAACCACCUAAGAAUGGGGGGCUACACCCAUCGGUCAUCGCCGCAUUACCAACGUUCAUCUACAAAAAACCCAACCAAAUCAACACCAUCACCGAAUGUUCGAUUUGCUUGAGCAGUUUAGAAGAAGAAGAGAUGGUUAGGCUUCUACCAAAUUGUUUGCAUGUCUUCCAUGCACAAUGCAUUGAUAGGUGGCUAAGCUCACAGACGACUUGCCCUAUAUGCCGCGCUGUGGCUGAACCUCAAGCACUACCGGUGGUGGCAGCCGAGCAUGAGCAAGAUCCAGCCGAGGACCAGUCCCAUGGAACAGGUAAUGAGGCACCACCACCACCACCACCACCACCCCCUACAGCUCCAGUAUAAGCAUCAAGAUGAAACAUUUCGA
Molecule: messenger RNA, 663 nt
Organism: Macadamia integrifolia
Lineage: Eukaryota; Viridiplantae; Streptophyta; Magnoliopsida; Proteales; Proteaceae
Product: RING-H2 finger protein ATL40-like
Exons: 1
Coding region: 12-641 (209 amino acids)
Source: RefSeq, a predicted model, not a curated record